AUGCCCUCGCCCCUGUCUGUGCGCCGUGUCCUCCCGGGCGAGUUGUCUCCCUCUGGGGACUCGCGGCCCUGCAGCAGCCCCUGCGAGCGCCCAGGGCGGCGGGGACAGCGCGUCCUGGGUGGCACCCCUCCCAGGGCACCUCGGCUGCCCCGCCGCCUGGCCUGGUGCUCCAUCGACUGGGAACAGGUGCGCUUCCUGCAAAGGCUGGGCGCUGGAGGCUUUGGCUCGGUCUACAAGGCCACUUACCAUGGGCUUCCCGUGGCCAUAAAACAAGUGAACAAGAGCACCAAGAACCGACUGGCGUCGCAGCGAAGCUUUUGGGCUGAGCUCAACAUAGCCAGGCUCCACCACGACAACAUCGUGCGGGUGGUAGCUGCCAGUACGCGCACGCCCGCGGGUUUUAAUAGUCUAGGCACCAUCGUCAUGGAGUUCGGGGGCAACACCACUUUACACCAACUCAUCUACGGGGCUACCGGCCUCCCCGAGGAGCCUUCCUGCUCUGCUGGAGGGCUGUUAAGUCUGACAAAGUGUCUCAAGUAUUCCCUCGAUGUUGUGAAGGGCCUGAUGUUCCUUCACUCACAAAGCAUCGUGCACUUGGACCUGAAACCAGCGAACAUUCUGAUCAGCGAAGAGGACGUCUGCAAAAUUGGGGACUUUGGUUGCUCGCAGAGGCUGGAAGGUCUGCUAGGCUUCCACGCUCCUCACCACCUAGGCGGUACCUACACCCACCGCGCCCCAGAGCUCCUGAAAGGAGAGACCAUAACUCCCAAAGCUGACAUCUAUUCUUUUGCCAUAACUCUCUGGCAGAUGACGACCAAGGGGGUGCCUUACUCAGGGGAGCGACAGUAUGUGCUCUAUGCUGUUGUGGCCCACAACCUUCGCCCAUCUCUCUCAGUGGCUGUCUUCACGGACUCUGUCCUGGGCCAAAGGCUUGAGAAGAUCAUCCAGAGCUGCUGGGGAGCCAGUACUUCCCAGAGGCCAAAUGCAGAGCUUCUCUUUGUUGACCUUAACUCUUUAAAAUCUGAGUUCUGCUGA
Messenger RNA from Loxodonta africana (African savanna elephant), 1035 nucleotides. RefSeq names its product MOS proto-oncogene, serine/threonine kinase (gene MOS). Gene Ontology annotation, biological process: negative regulation of metaphase/anaphase transition of meiotic cell cycle; protein phosphorylation; signal transduction. Gene Ontology annotation, molecular function: protein kinase activity; ATP binding. The transcript has a single exon. The record is from RefSeq and is a predicted model, not a curated record. Lineage: Eukaryota; Metazoa; Chordata; Mammalia; Proboscidea; Elephantidae. Bases 1 to 1035 code for a protein of 344 amino acids. Gene Ontology annotation, cellular component: cytoplasm.